UAUGUUUAGUAUUAUGCCUUCCCUACGGAAAAGUGUCAACAUUCAGCUCAUGUUAUUUUUUCAGCAUUAUUCCAAAUUACAGUGCAGUCAUGUUCACGAGAAUCUUAAUAGUUUUGCAGGUAAAUUGCUGGAAGACAUUGCAUUGGCUUGGUUCUGCUGCCAGCGUACAGGAAGGAAGGCUGGAGAAGGAAAGAAUUGAGAAGGCCUCCCUAAGGUUUCCUGCCGUAUUCAGCUGCUGCACCGCCACAGCUGAAAGCCAGGGAGGACAAAGGUGUGCAGAGGGAGGAGCAUUAGCAGUGCUUUGCAAAGAAUGGGCAGCUCAGGCAUGGGAUGGGGCUGGGAAGCUGCCUGGCACGGAGCAGCGGCAGUGCAGCAGGUUGAUGGGGUUCUCCUCUCUGUGUUUCACGCUCUUUGGUCUCUUAUUGCUUGCAGGGUCGUGCAUCUGUCCAGGUGCCUGGCUACACCUAGUGUGGGGAUGCUGCAAGCUCUGUGACAGCGGGGGAUGCACACGGAGAAGAGGUAAACCUGCCUGCAUGGCAUCUACCCCACCCCACAUCUGCAGGAUGAGCAACUGGAGGAACAUUUCUCCCCAGACCCACUCCACAAAAGCCUCUGACCUCCUCAGUCCACCUCAUCUCUCAGCAGCUGUGAACUGGACACAGGGAGGGCCUGGGCGCUCCAUCUCAGCUGGGCUUUGCCCUAGGCACAGUCAGAAGGGGUUAGGGUUCCCAGUGGGAUCUGUCCCACUUAGCUCAGCACAUAUCCACACAGCUCUGCCCAGCAAGUCUAGACCCACGCCUCUCCUCCCUUGCUCCUUCCCCCUACACAUAGGAACCAGUGGUGGAGGAUGGGCCACUGACCUGUCGAGGCGUAGUGAGAGCAGAGGCACAUCUUGGUACCAAGAACUAAUAGGGCCCUGUAUGAAGCAAGCACUGCUAGAGAGAGCCUCAGCUCAGCAAGUCAGAGCACGCAGAGCCCAUUCCCAAAGUCUGGGCACCCUCACAGCUUCUCAGAGGUGCUGUUAUCUGUAGUUUGCAGAGAAGAAGCUGAGGCAGGGAGUUAAUAUCUGCCUGUGACAUGAGGUAGGACUCCCAUCUGCUUGCUGUAACCAGUUGGGUACACUCCCUUCCCAGGUGAAGGCAGACACAGUUUUAAAUCGCCCUGUUUUAAUUUGACUGUUAUGCCUCAGCCCAAAUGCCAUACAGAAACACUGGCUUCCAGAAGAGAGAAUUUCUGCUGGCACUGGGAUCACUGGAUUUCAGCUGUAGGGCUUCCAGUGCUUCCAGAGCAGUGUAGGGCUGCUGCCCGUGGCUGAGGAUGCUGCUAGCAAGACUUUGCAUCAACGGGCAUGUUUGCCAACAAAGUCCCUUUUUAUCGAGAAGCCACUUGUGGUGCAAUAUAGUGUCCUUCCUUUGCCAUAAAGAGAGCAUCUCAUAGCAUAUUCAGCAGGGACACUUUUGCCAGAGCUUUAGCUGGUAAAUACUUCAGCAGUACUUGUAUACCAGGAAGGGUGUUACUCUGGAAGGAAAGAAGCUGCUUAGAGAUGUGAGUCAACAGGGAGAAUCACACAGGUUGGCACAUCAUAGCUGCUUAAAAGUGUUUAAAAAACAACAACAAAAAAACAACAACAACAAAAAAACCCCACAGCUGUCUCCUAUUUCCCCAGUGCCGUCACACAAGCCCCAACUUUCAGGGGGCAGGCAGUGCUGGGGAGCAGCACUCCUGUAACCAGCAUAAGAGAAGUAGUGGGGCCACGUUUCUGUCCCCGGCCUGUGUUUAGGGCUGGGGUGUGUGGAGCUCUAGGGGCAGAGAGGAGGAGGGGAUGCCUGGGUCCUUGGUGGCCCGAGCCCUUGAGGGCAGAUUUUCUUCUCCAUUCUCAGUGCUGGGUGGCAAGCACUCAUCCUUACAAGCAGCAAAUCCAGAUAUGAACCCUCUCUGCUUUUCUCCUGGAGGGUGUAGGUUUUUCUCUCCACUCCUGUCACCACAGCUGUGGCGUUGGCUGUCACCCCACUGAGCUGCCAUGGGCAAGCCAGGCUGUUCGAUCCUCGGGGCUCUGGUGACACGGGGUCUUUUCUAUUGUAGGUAGUGCCGUGCCUGAGCUGAGCGCGGGGGGGGAGCCCGCAAGCGCCGGGAGGACGAGCGGAAUAUGAGUGAGAGCAGGCACUUUCCGUUGUCUGUGGCAGACCGCAGUGAGCUGCAUUCCUCAGGCUCGCAGCCUGCUGUGCAAGCCCGCAGCGAUGGGGAUGAGCAGCUCGGCGAGCCUGCAGAGCCUGCCAGCGGGAGAGACAGCCCCCCGGAUGACGCCGAGCCCAGCCCCGCAGCCGAUGAGGAGCGCCGUGGGGACCAACAUCUGGCGGCCUCGACGGGCGAGUGGGAGCAGGAGGUGCGCGCCGCGAGUAACGGCGAGGGCUGCGAAGAGCCGGCGCUGACCAACGGCGUGGACGCGGAGCUCGGCGCGGGCAGGGAGGCAGCGAGGCUGCAGCCGCGGGACGGCAGCGUGCCCAGCCCCGGCAGUGUGGAUUCUGGGGAGGAGGGCUCCCCUGGGCCGCAGACGCGGAGCCAGGCCCUCAGCAAGGCGCUCCUGCACGGCUUCCUGGGCUCCUCGGGAGCGCUGAGCGCUGAUGAGCCGGAGGAGCAGCUCGGGUUUGCUGCUGGAGAUGCCAAGCUGAGCUGCAGUGAGGACGACAAGGAACAUUUUCAAUUCAAAGACAUCAGGGAUGGGUUCAGCUCAACCUUUGAGAAGAUUGUUGAGUCUGACCUUAUGAAGGGCACGUACUACAGCAGCUUGGACUCUCUGGAUGUCCUCUCUCUUACAGACGAGACAGACAGCUGUGUCAGUUUUGAGGCGCCACUCACCCCGUUGAUCCAGCAGCGGGUCAAGGAAAGCCCAGAGCUCUUGGAGCAGAAACUGAUGGCCCAGCAGAGAGAAUCCCUUCACCACAUGGCUGCUGAUAAGCAAGAGCAGGCAGCAGCAAAGCCAGCAGAGGGGGAUUUUGGGAGCCCUCUCAGGCACUCAAUUACCAGCAGCAGGUCAGAGAAUGUGCUGAGCAGGUUGUCCUUGAAAAAUAUCCCAAAUGGGUUCCAUGUGGAAGGUUCAGAAGAAGACGCCACCAAGAUCAUUAACUCCAUCAGUGAUGCCAGCUUGAAAGAUGCGCUCUCAGACUCUGACUCUGACAUGGGCAGCACGGAGCAGCUUGACCAGGGAAGCACAGACACCUUGGCAAAUGGCUGCAGGGCAGACAGCGAGGCUGCGAAGAGGUUGGCCAAACGUCUCUACAACCUUGAAGGGUUCAAGCGCUGUGAUGUGGCACGACAGCUCGGGAAAAAUAACGAAUUUAGCAAGUUGGUAGCAGAGGAGUAUCUCAGCUUCUUUGACUUCAGUGGCUUGACCCUCGACAAAGCACUCAGGACAUUCUUGAAAGCAUUCCCACUGAUGGGAGAGACACAGGAGCGGGAGCGUGUGCUGAUUCACUUCUCCCGGCGAUACUGCCAGUGCAACCCAGAGGAGAGCACCUCCGAAGACGGGGUUCAUACGCUCACCUGUGCCCUGAUGCUGCUAAACACAGACCUCCAUGGCCAUGUUAAUAUUGGCAAGAAGAUGUCGUGUCAACAGUUCAUAACAAACCUGGAUGGGCUCAACGAUGGGAAGGACUUUGCAAAGGAUUUGCUGAAGACACUGUAUAACUCCAUCAAGAAUGAGAAGCUGGAGUGGGCCAUUGAUGAGGACGAGUUGAGGAAAUCGCUCUCGGAGUUGGUAGACGACAAAUUUGGAGCCAGUGCAAAGAAAGUGACAAGGAUUGUUGACAGCAGCAACCCCUUCCUGGACAUCCCCCAAGCGCUGAAUGCAGUCACCUACAAGCACGGUGUCCUCACGCGCAAAACCCAUGCAGACAUGGAUGGGAAGAGAACUCCCAGAGGAAGAAGAGGUUGGAAGAAAUUUUAUGCCGUGCUUAAAGGGACCAUCCUUUAUUUACAAAAGGAUGAAUACAAACCUGACAAAGACCUCUCUGAAGUGGAUCUGAAAAAUGCCAUCCGUGUGCACCACGCCUUAGCCACAAAAGCCUCUGACUACAGCAAGAAGUCCAAUGUGCUCAAGCUGAAGACAGCUGACUGGAGAGUCUUCCUCUUCCAGGCUCCAAGUAAGGAAGAAAUGCUAUCCUGGAUCCUGCGAAUCAACCUCGUUGCUGCCAUUUUCUCUGCCCCAGCCUUCCCAGCUGCCAUCUGCUCCAUGAAGAAGUUCUGCCGCCCACUUCUGCCUUCGUCCAUGACCAAGCUGUGUCAGGAGGAACAGCUGAGGUCUCAUGAAAAUAAAAUGAAGCAGAUUGCAGACGAAUUAGCAGAGCAUAAAUCACAUCCUGUAGAGAAGAGCCUCAAGUCAAAAGAGGCUGAAGAGUACAGGCUCAAAGAACAUUACCUAAUUUUUGAGAAAAGCCGCUACGAGACAUACAUCAACCUGCUGUGCAUGAAGAUCAAAGUUGGGACAGAUGACCUGGAGAGAAUUGAAACCAGCUUCUUCAAGGUGGAAGCUGAUGACAUUGCUUUGCGGAAGACACAUUCCAGCCCUUCUUUGAGCCAAGGGCAUAUGUCUGUUAGCUGUAAGGUGGAAAAGGACAUAAUAGAGCAGAACACUUAACAAGGAACGUGCACGCAGGGGGAAUGAACCGGCGGUGCUUUGCGCUCCUGGACUAGAUCAAUGAGCACAAUUUUACCUAGGAAAUAAUACAAACAAAACCAUAGAUGUGUAUGACACGGUGACUGCUCUAGUGAAAGAAGUCAAAGAAGCUUUAGUUGACACUCCUUGGCAACGCUCUGGCAUUUCAGCAUCAUAGAUACUCCAUCUCUUCUUUGUCCCCAACAGCACCAGUGGCUUUUCUUUCCCUCUUACUGCAGCCUGCACAAUAAAGGGAUACGCUUACUCUCCAGGGCCUGGUUGCUCUCUCCCACCAGCCCUCUCUCUCCUUCCUCCUCCUCCUCUCCCUGGAGUUUCCACCGGUUCACGUCCGCGGUUCCCAGCAGUGCAGGAAACUCGGCCAACACACUGGGCUCUGUGGCACCAGCAGUGCUGUGGGCGCAGGGCUCAGAGCAGCAGGAGCGUGUCCCUGCCACGAGAGGAGCUCCGUCCUUGGCAGGACGUAUCACAACAGGGUCCUUCUGUGCGAUAGUCACUGGCCAUGCGAGAGGCAUCUCCAGCACAGCGCGUGGGAAAGGCGCCUGCCCACGGCAGGAGAGACCUGAA
This is a messenger RNA of Phasianus colchicus (ring-necked pheasant), 5236 nucleotides long. The record is from RefSeq and is a predicted model, not a curated record. Lineage: Eukaryota; Metazoa; Chordata; Aves; Galliformes; Phasianidae.